Molecule: messenger RNA, 2102 nt
Organism: Cyanistes caeruleus (blue tit)
Lineage: Eukaryota; Metazoa; Chordata; Aves; Passeriformes; Paridae
Source: RefSeq, a predicted model, not a curated record
GCCUCAACAUGUACCGGCAGAAGGAGCGGAGGAACAAACAUGGCAAAGUGAUCAAACCUCUGCAGUAUCAGUCAACUGUGGCACCAGGCACCGUUGCAAGAGUGGAACCAAAUAUCAAAUGGUUUGGAAAUACUCGUGUGAUCAAGCAAUCAUCCCUACAGAAAUUCCAGGAGGAGAUGGAGACUGUGAUGAAGGAUCCUUACAGGGUGAUCAUGAAGCAGAAGAAGCUGCCCAUGUCCCUGUUCUAUGACCGGAUCAAACCACAUACCUCCAGAGUUCACAUUCUUGACACAGAAACAUUUGAAACAACGUUUGGCCCCAAAUCACAAAGGAAAAGACCAACUCUGUCUGCAAGUGAUGUGCAAACUCUGGUGGAGAAUGCUGAGGCCUCGACAGAGUCUUAUGACCAGGGCAAGGACCGAGAUCUGGUGACAGAGGACACUGGUGUAAGGGAUGAAGCACAAGAGGAAAUCUUUAAGAAAGGACAGUCCAAAAGAAUCUGGGGUGAGCUCUACAAGGUGAUUGACUCAUCAGAUGUUGUUGUUCAAGUUCUUGAUGCCCGGGAUCCCAUAGGCACUCGCUCCCCUCAUGUGGAAUCCUACCUUAAAAAGGAGAAGCACUGGAAACAUCUCAUUUUUGUCCUGAACAAAUGUGAUCUCAUUCCUACCUGGGCCACUAAGCGCUGGGUUGCUGUCCUUUCCCAGGAGUAUCCAACACUCGCUUUCCAUGCCAGCCUCACCAACCCGUUCGGCAAAGGUGCUUUCAUACAGCUCCUCAGACAGUUUGGAAAGUUACACUCUGACAAGAAGCAGAUCAGUGUGGGAUUCAUUGGUUACCCCAAUGUUGGCAAGAGCUCAGUGAUCAAUACCCUACGGUCCAAGAAGGUCUGCAGUGUGGCCCCCAUUGCAGGGGAAACAAAGGUGUGGCAAUACAUCACCUUGAUGCGGCGGAUUUUUCUUAUCGACUGCCCUGGGGUGGUUUAUCCAUCAGGAGACUCAGAGACAGACAUUGUGCUGAAGGGAGUGGUUCAAGUUGAAAAGAUUAAGAGCCCCGAAGACCAUAUCGGUGCUGUGCUGGAAAGAGCCAAAGCAGAGUACAUCAGAAAGACAUACAAAAUUGACUCCUGGACAGAUACAGAAGACUUCCUUGAGAAACUUGCUGCUAGGACUGGAAAACUGCUAAAGGGUGGUGAGCCUGACUUGCAGACUGUGAGCAAGAUGGUUCUCAAUGACUGGCAGAGGGGCAGAAUCCCUUUCUUUGUGAAGCCACCGAAUGCAGAACCAGGUCAGCCAGGGCCCCAGCCUCCUGUGUUGGAAGUGUCUGUGACAUCCAGCCAAGAUAAUACUGAGGAGAAAGUCUCUGAGUUGGUAGCAUCAGGUGUGGAGCCAGCAGAAGAGGAGGGGAACAACACAAACACUGAAAUCAGGCAGCUCAUGUCCCACGUUCGGCAGAACUUCGGCAGGAUUAACGUGGCACCUCAGUUCUCAGAAGAAGACCUGGUUCCUGUGGAUGUGCCAGGUUUUGAUGACACAGACAAUGAUUCCUCUGGAGAGGAGGAGCAGGAGGAGGAGGAGGAGAAAGAGAAUGACCAACAUCAGGAUCUGGGAGAGGAGGAGUUGCAGGCUGCACCAGGUGCUCAGGAGAGCUCUAAAGCAGUUCUUAAAGCUUUGGAGGACAAGAUUGCAAAAUAUAAAAAAUUUUUGGAUAAAGCCAAGGCCAAGAGAUUCUCAGCAAUAAGAAUCCCCAAGGGACUGAGUGACAAAGUGUUUGCAAAAUCUGUGCAGAAGGCUGAAGAACCCAAAGAAAAUGAAGACAGAGGCAGCACAGAGAAGAAAAGAAAGAGGAGAGAAGAAGAGAAAGAUGAUGAUGAUGAUGACCAGUUGGGUAAACAGCCUUGUAAGAAACUCACAUCCAAAGAAAGGAGACGAGCCGAGAGGCAGCAGCGCUCCAAGAAAGUUGGAGUCCGGUAUUAUGAAACUCACAACGUGAAAAAUAAGAAUAAGAACAAGAAAAAAACUGGCUUGGAGGGACAAAGAUCAAAGCACAAAAAAUACAAACAUAAGCAAUAGCUGCUUAUUCUAUUAAAUUUUACAUAAAACAGC